Molecule: messenger RNA, 2303 nt
Organism: Pristis pectinata (smalltooth sawfish)
Lineage: Eukaryota; Metazoa; Chordata; Chondrichthyes; Rhinopristiformes; Pristidae
Product: suppressor of IKBKE 1-like
Exons: 6
Coding region: 169-780 (203 amino acids)
Source: RefSeq, a predicted model, not a curated record
GAGUCCGUAAGUGGUCAAGACACGGUGACCCGCAGACGAACAAUCUACUCCCUCACAAACUCGACUGGCACUAGGACCCGUGGGGGUGCAGCGUGUAAGAGGAAGUGAUGCGGGUUGCCGUGGAGCAGGAAGUGGGGCCGGUCCGGGGCUGCAGCAGCGGCGGGAGCGAUGGCGUGCACUAUCGAGAAGGUGCUGGCUGAUGCAAAGGCCUUGGUGGAGCGACUGAAGGAUCAUCAUAAUGCAGCAGAGUCCCUCAUCGAGCAGACCACCACGCUCAACAAACGGGUGGAGGGUAUGAAGGAAGUUGGUACAGGAAUCUCAGAUCGGAACCAGGAAGAUUUUGCGAAGCUGAAGAAGUUGACCAGUUACAAACCAUACGCCCUCCUUUCCCAGGAGAAUACACAGAUACGGGAUCUGCAGCACGAAAAUAAAGAGCUGUGGCUUUCCCUGGAAGAGCAUCGCUAUGCUUUGGAGCUCAUUAUGAGUAAAUACAGAAAGCAGAUGUUACGACUUCUAGCCACGAAGAAGCCAGAUAGUACACCAAUCACCAACUUGUACCAGGAGCAUUCCCAGGAGCUGCAAACUCACGUAGAACAGAUAUGUGGCAUGGCGUCAGUAAUGAGGAAAGCUAUUCAAAUGGACGAUCCAGAAUACUGCCAAAUUCAGGAGAAAAUAGCCCAGCUGGAGCUUGAGAAUAAAGAAUUACGGGAGCUUGUGUCAUUCAGUAAGGAAAUAUCUCUUCAGGAGAACGUUGUUCAACCUCUUCACUGUGGAAAGUAGCUGCUCACUGUGCUGGACUGUCCCUGAAUCAGGUAGCUGCAUUGACUUAUAACCACUUGAACGGUGCCUCCAACUCAUAACUGGCUUCCUUGCCGCCAGUGUUACAAAGACUGGAACAGAGCUUGAAGUUUCAACUAGAAACUACUUUUUUUAUUUUAAUAAGAAUUCCUGGUAAAAUACUUCCAUUGGCUUAGGGGAAGCUUUGAGUUUGCAGGUGUGCUAUUCCCCAUUACAGCUCCUCCAAUAUUGACAUUAGUAUCCAAUGCCUGCUCAUUUUGCACAAUCUCUUUCUUGGAAAUAAAUGAGAUGAAUUUAGCCACUGGAUCUCUUCAAACCCUGGAUUUGUUCCAUAAUCAUCAACAAGAUAAGAACCUUGAGUUUGUCAAAUCCAUUUCUGCUCUUUAUUUCCAAUUGGUUCUCCAUCAAGAAAGAAUAUCUGCACCUUUUAAUGCACUGCAGUGAGCCAGUUAAGAAAUAGUGGUCAUCUACUCUAACUUUCAAACUUAUGACUUGAGUAUGAUUAAAAUCGUGAUGGAGAGCAACAUUGAUAGUUAGUUGGAAUUUUCUGAUGCAGUCACAUUGGCCAAAGAAGCCGCAAGUUUUAUUCUCAUUACGUUACCUAAUCUCAAUCAAAGUCUCACUGCCUUUGGCCUCAAUAUUCCAACUCCAAAAGAGAAAAGAAUAAGCUGGGAACCUUGGCCCUUGUCCCAAUUGUUGGAUUUUUACUGGACAGAACAGCAGAGACUGUGUGUGUGUGUUUGCGCGCGCGCGCGUGUGCGCCUCAAGAGAAGAUAGGUCAGACUUAGCUGUGUUGGCUCAUACAAUGAAAUAGCCUCCUAAUUUUAACAAUUCCAGGCUUAUAAGACACGCAUGGACCUGGAUAAGGCACUGAAGAACUGAUGCUGUCAGUGUUAUCCAAUGUGGGUCCCCACCUUUAGAAGAGAUGGGGACGGCAGAUAGAAAACUUGUAUAGAACAAACAGGCAACAGACUUGUGCUCAUGUUUCCUCUGUGCCUAGUACACACACAAGUGGAGUAAUUGUAGCACUUCUCUCCUUGAUCCCACCGCUGGUAAAUCCCUUAGAAUUUACAGAACAGAAAUCGGACUUUUGCCCCAGCUGGUGUUCCAGCAACGUGUUAACCAGUCCUGCUACCUGACUUCUCUUCCUUCUUUCUUUCUCCCAUCAAUGCAAGUGUAGGAUUGUGGCCAAAAGGAUCCAUUCACUGAGUUCUGGAUAUGUUCUAUAUUAUCCACUUUUCCUGUUGACACAAAGUGCUGAGAAAACGCUGUGUACAAUGGAUUGAAGGGGAGAGGCAGUACUGGGUCAUCUGCGGCAGGAGCUUUGCUUGCCCUUUACACUUCUCUGAUAGCAGCCUAGGGUUUGAGUAACAGAAACUCUCUCGUGCAUCUCAUUUAGAAGCCUCUGAAGCUAAAGCUGGAAUCCUUUAAUUUGUGUGGCCAAGACCUACUGUUUGUAAAUGCCCAAAUAAAUUUCUUACUGAAUUUUUUAAACCAUUGUUCCA